AUGGCUGAGGAGUGGCUGGAUUGCCCAGCCCUGGGCCCCGGCUGGAAGCGUCGUGAGGUUUUUCGAAAGUCAGGUGCCACCUGUGGACGUUCAGACACCUAUUACCAGAGCCCCACAGGAGACAGGAUCCGAAGCAAAGUUGAGCUGAUCCGAUACCUUGGCCCUUCGUGCGACCUCAGCCUCUUCGACUUCAAACAAGGCAUCCUGUGCUAUCCAGCCCCCAAGGUCCAAAACUUGGCUCUCCCUGGAAGGAAGAGGAAGAAGCCUUCGAAGCCAGUUAAAGCUCGAAAAUGUCAGGUUGGACCCAAGAGGGUUGAGGUUAGAAAGGAGGUCCCAGGGGCUAAAACCAAGGCUGAUGCUGACACGGCCCCAGCGUCGCUCCCUGCACCUGGGCACUGUGAGAACUGUGGAAUCAGCUUCUCAGGGGAUGGGACCGGAAGGCAGCGGCUCAAGACAUUGUGCAAGGACUGCAGAGCACAGAGAAUUGCUUUCAACCGGGAGCAGAGGAUGUUUAAGCGUGUGGGCUGUGGAGAGUGUGCAGCCUGUCGGGUAACCGAGGACUGCGGGGCCUGUUCCACCUGCCUUCUGCAGCUGCCCCAUGAUGUGGCCUCGGGGCUAUUCUGCAAGUGUGAGCGGAGACGGUGCCUCAGGAUUGUGGAAAAGAGCCGAGGGUGUGGAGUGUGCCGGGGCUGUCAGACCCGAGAGGACUGUGGCCGUUGCCGAGUCUGCCUUCGCCCUCCCCGCCCUGGUCUCAGGCGCCAGUGGAGGUGCAUCCAGCGGCGCUGUCUACGACAUCUUGCCCAUCGCCUGCGUCGCCGUCAUCAACGAUGUCAACGACGCCCUCCCCUAGCUGUGGCUCCCCCUGCUGGUAAGCGUAGCCGCCGCAGGGGAGGCUGCGACUCCAAGAUGGCUGCCCGGCGGCGUUCCAGAACCCAGCCACUACCUCCACUUCCCCCACCUCAGCCUCCAAAGACCCCAGCGCUGCACCCCAGAGUCCUGGGCCCCUCAUCACCUGCUGAGUUCAUCUAUUACUGUGUAGACGAGGACGAGCUACAACCUUACACAAACCGCCGGCAGAACCGAAAGUGUGGGGCCUGUGCAGCCUGCCAGCGGCGGAUGGACUGUGGCCACUGUGACUUCUGCUGCGACAAGCCCAAAUUUGGAGGCAGUAACCAGAAGCGCCAGAAGUGUCGUUGGCGCCAGUGCCUGCAGUUUGCCAUGAAGCGCCUGCUGCCAAAUGUCUGGGCAGGGUCUGAGGAUGGGGCAGCGUCACCCCCACCUAUCCCUCGUCGAAAGAGGCCAGGAUCUACUCGACGGCCCCGUGUAGGCCAUUCCUUGAAGACCCCCUCGGUUACGCCCACAGUCCGAACAAACCAAGCCCAGACUCCAGUGAAACAGGAAACAGGCAAUGGCUUUGUGUUGCCCCCGCCUGGCACUGACCUUGUGUUCUUACGGGAGGGUGCAAGCAGUCCUGUGCAGGUACCUGGCCCUGCCCCAGCUUCCACAGAACCCCUGUUGCAGGUGAAGCAAGAGAAAGUGGAUGCUCAGGAAGACUGGACACCAGGCAGAGCCAUCCUGACUUCUCCCGUAUUGCUGCGUGGCUGCCCCAGCAAGGCAGUAGACUCAGGCCUGCCAGUUGUGAAGCAAGAGCCACCUGACUCUGAGGAGGAAAAAGAGAAGAGCAAGGAUGACUCCGCCUCUGAUUCAGCCCCAAAGGAGCAGGCACGAGGGGCUGGCACGCCAGUGAUCACGGAGAUUUUCAGCCUGGGUGGAACCCGUCUUCGGGACACAGCAGUCUGGUUGCCAAGUCUGCAGGGCAGGCAAUCGGGAAGGGAAGAUGGAUGUAAAUGUGGGAGACCGAGGACACAUUGGCGCCCACAAGCACAAGCUGGACCCCCCCUGCAGAUGGCCUGGAACCCAUGUCACUCACCACCUCCAACUUCGAUGAUGUGGGUGUCCUGCAGAAGAAACUGGUGCCCUUCACCGCAGAGUUAA
This is a messenger RNA of Pipistrellus nathusii (Nathusius's pipistrelle), 1995 nucleotides long. The record is from the annotation of a GenBank genome assembly. NCBI's taxonomy places the organism in Eukaryota, Metazoa, Chordata, Mammalia, Chiroptera, Vespertilionidae.